This is a messenger RNA of Lentinula edodes (shiitake mushroom), 558 nucleotides long. RefSeq lists its product as uncharacterized. The transcript is spliced from 2 exons. The record is from RefSeq and is a predicted model, not a curated record. Bases 1 to 558 code for a protein of 185 amino acids. Lineage: Eukaryota; Fungi; Basidiomycota; Agaricomycetes; Agaricales; Omphalotaceae.
AUGCUGUCGAUUUUCUCUCGUUGGCCUACUGCUGAUCAGCUUCCGCCCCCCCUUGAUUCACUGGAGGAAUUCCAUCAAUACAAGCCAGCCAUUGCUAUUGCAUUUGGUGCUCUUGUAGGUGCGGUGGUUUUGUUAUUUGUUUGGAAGCUCCUUAAUUAUUUGUUUGGCUGGGAGGGCGAGGCGUUCAAAGAGGGAUGGGAACAACUAUCUUCGAACGUCCUCCUCACCAAUGAGAAUUUCCUGGUCGACUUCUUCCAGGACAUUGGUCCCGUUGCCUCUGAUCGGUGUCUCAUUGACGAUGGUCGCGAUAGAGAGUUGAGCCGUCGCGAGAACGAAAUUUUACGCCGCGAGAGGGAGUUGCAUAGGCAGCUUAUUAGCUUUGAACAGAGACGAGCUCGGUUCCAUCGAGAGACAGCACAGUAUCACGCACAACAAGCUGCGAUACAUCAAUUUCAGGCUAGAUUUGGGAAGGAUUUGGAGACGAAAGGUUUAGCUCUGAAAACUGGUGCUCCAGCCAUUUCGGAGGGCUCAGAAAGAGAGUCGGACGUAGAGGCUUAG